AUGGUGGCGCCCGCUCUGCAGCUGCAGUCGCCACCAGUCGGCACAUCGUCGCUGCAACAACAGUCGCUGCCGUACGUGACGCCGGUGCUGCAGGAGUUCUCCAGCUCUGAGGUGAUGAAGUACCUUUCCCGCCAGCGACAGAACCACUCCACGGCCAGCUUCUGUCAGAUGCUGCACGAGGCCAAGUUCACGGAGGCGGACGUGAUCAAGAUCUACUGCGACUACGUGCAGCACUGNCUGCAGCUGCAGUCGCCACCAGUCGGCACAUCCUCGCUGCAGCAGUCACUGCCGUAUGUGACGCCGGUGCUGCAGGAGUUCUCCAGCUCUGAGGUGAUGAAGUACCUCUCCCGCCAGCGACAGAACCACUCCACGGCCAGCUUCUGUCAGAUGCUGCACGAGGCCAAAUUCACGGAGGCGGACGUGAUCAAGAUCUACUGCGACUACGUGCAGCACUGCUUCCCCUCGGCGACGAUGACCUUCUGCUCCUUCUACGAGUACUUCACCAAGAUUAGCUUCCUUCAGUUUGACGACGGCUCGCUGCGCAACGUCUUCCGCGCGAUGAACUUCAAGAACAAGCACCACAUGCUCUUUAAUGAGUUCCUCCUCGGCCUGGCCGCACUCGACUCUAAUGUGCCCAACUCCAAGCUGCGCUUCACCUACAUCUUCCGCUACUACGAUCGCAAUGCUGAUGGUUUCCUCGACGAGGAGGACUUCAAGCGACUGGUGGGGGACAUUCGCUUCAAGGCGAACCUCUCCUCUGAUCCGGCCGAGCUGGACAAUGACGUCAAGUCGCGACUGGCCAUUCUCAAGCUGCUGGACGACUCGAGGCGCAUCAGCUACAAGGCCUUUCUCAACGAGGCCUGUCACAUUGGCGGCAUCAUGCACCUUUUCCGCACGAACAAGGCGAUCCUCGAGGCGGUCCACUCUCGCCAGGCAUACGAGAUCAUCGUCAACAAGUACGGGAAGCCGUUCAGCCGUUACCAGCUGGGCACCUGCGCCAAGUGCCGCCCCAAGAAGUACAGUCUGGCGUACCACGCCGUGCGGAUCAACGUUCAAAAUCGAGUGGAGAACCCCAAGGCGCUGGUCAAUCUGAGCUGCGGUGAGCUGGACCGGAAUUUGCAGUUUGUGGAGCGAGCCAAUGAGCAGCAGUUGAAGCACUCCAUUGAAGUGGUCUUCAAUGAGAGCGAGGUGGCGAACAAGGUGCUGGCGCUCAUUCGAAAGAUGGCCGAUCUGGGUCGGAUGUCAGCCGAGCAGAAGAAGGAGGUGAAGCGACAGGUGGCCGCCGGGCUGACGGUGGAGCUCAUUAGGAAGCUCUGCAAAGAGGUGACCUCUAUCCUCCUGGUUGAGCCUCGUCUGCUGAAGGUAAAUGCGCCCUGCUUCGUUUUGGGCGACCUUCACGGCAACAUUGACGAUCUGCUGAUCUACGAAGACCAACUGUGGCCGCUGGCGCCGAUGGCGAACGCACCGAAUGUGCUCUUUCUAGGUGACUACGUCGACCGGGGCGACUACGGCAUCGAGGUGGUCUGCUACCUCUUCGCCAUGAAGAUUCUCGCGCCCACCAAGUUCUUUCUUCUUCGUGGUGCACACGAGAUUCGGGACGUCCAGAGAAAGUUUUCCUUCUACCAGGAGUGCAAGAACAAAUACUGCAAAUCGUCCUCUGACACGAACAUCGUCUUUGAGGCAUUCAACGGCGCCUUUGACCACCUGCCAAUUGCUGCCGUCAUCGACGAGUCAAUCUUUGCCGCCCACGGAGGCAUUCCCUUUUCGACCACAAAAAUGGAGAGCAUCUUCAAAAUUCCCUGUCCACUGGUUGACCCUUACUCUCAGUCAAAGAUAGCGUGGGAGAUAUUCUGGUCCGACCCAAUCACCGACGCCCAGUACAGCGAGCUCUGUCAGGUGAAUCCCGCCAACUUAGCCAAUGACUGCUUCCUGCCGAACACUGUCCGCGGGACGGCGUACUACUACACCGAGAAGGCACUGCAGAACUUUCUAAAAGCCAAUGAGCUGUCGCAUGUGAUCCGAAGUCACGAAUUCGUCCUGGAAGGCUACCGCUUCCACCACUCCGGCCAGUUGAUUACGGUCUUCUCCAGCAGUAGAUACUCUGGCUACCCGAAUCGAUCUGCCUGCGUCUUCGUCGACAGCCGUGACGCCGAGGGCUUCCUCAAAGUCAUUGCACUAGAGACCUAUGAUGUAAAUGCUGCUGUUUAA
Rhagoletis zephyria (snowberry fruit fly) is the source of this 2208-nucleotide messenger RNA. The record is from RefSeq and is a predicted model, not a curated record. Lineage: Eukaryota; Metazoa; Arthropoda; Insecta; Diptera; Tephritidae.